Didymosphaeria variabile is the source of this 3873-nucleotide messenger RNA. RefSeq lists its product as uncharacterized. The transcript has 3 exons. The record is from RefSeq and is a predicted model, not a curated record. NCBI's taxonomy places the organism in Eukaryota, Fungi, Ascomycota, Dothideomycetes, Pleosporales, Didymosphaeriaceae. The coding region runs from base 1 to 3873 and encodes 1290 amino acids.
AUGCCUGCCUCUCCGGCGCCCGCAUCUCCUACCGUCGCGACCGCACCGCCCAAAGAACCGAACGCGUCCUCAUUCUCCGUUACAUCCGCGAGCUUUGACAACCAAGAACACUCGCAGGCGCUCCCAGAGCAGCGGGCAUCCUCCCGCCCAAUGUCCAUGAUACAGACAUACCAGCCGCCCGUCAUGGAGGUCGGCCAGGACACUCUCCCAGAGCUGCAACGUAUCUUCAUGUUCCUAAACAGCCAUUCCAAUAAGCUGUACCAGGAAGGCUACUUCCUCAAGUUCCACGACACGGAUACGCGCGGCCGCCCCGCUCCAGACCGUGUCUGGCAAGAGUGCUUUGCCCAACUGGCCGGCACCAUUCUGUCUCUAUGGGACGCGAGCGAACUAGACAAGGUCAAUCCGGACCAGUCUACUAAUGAUGCAGAAGUGGUACCGACGUUUAUCAACCUGACAGAUGCUGCCAUUUCCAUGAUGCCCUCGAUGACGCUCACGGACGACAAGAAACUCGACAACAUCCUAAGCAUAUCUACCGCUGCGAGCAACAAGUACUUGUUUCACUUCAACUCCUUCAACUCGCUCACCCAGUGGACUGCUGGUAUUCGACUCGCUGUGUACGAGCACACCUCGCUACAGGAGGCAUACACCGGAGCACUCAUCGCCGGUAAGGGGAAGCAACUAAACAACAUCCGCACACUUUUGGACCGACAGCGUACAAAGUACGAAGACUGGGUGCGCGUGAGAUUUGGCGCAGGAACGCCGUGGCGACGGUGCUGGUGUGUUGUAAGCCCACCAGACGAGAAGGAAUUCGCCAAACUACAGAAAACAGAAAAGAAAAAGGACGUCUACAACCGAACCCCUACUACCCUUAAAGGCGACGUCAAAUUUUACGACUCGAGAAAGGUCGGCAAGAAGACACGACCAAUUGCAACAGUCACGGACGCCUAUUCGUGCUAUUCCAUUUAUCCGCAGUCAAAGCAACUCAUUGAUCAGUCAACUCUGGUCAAAUUGGAGGGAAAGAUUACCGUACACUCAAAGCCCGAGCAGACAACCGAGGGAUUCGUUUUUGUCAUGCCAGAAUCACGCCCCGCAAUCACUGGAUUCGAGAUCAUGCUCCAAUUCCUCUUCCCCGUCUUCGACACCUUCGCUUUGUACGGACGCCCAAACAAGCUCGUUGCAGAUGUAUUGGAUUCUCGUGGUCUCAUGUUUGCCAUGCCACCAGACAGGCGCUACGGUUAUUUGGAAAUGUGGGACGUUGUAUCUCUGAUUCACACCGAGGGCAGUGACAGCUGGACGGAACGACAAUGGCGCCGAGAGCUGAAGGAUCUGACAUCCAAACGUAUGGCAACAAUGCCUCGCACACGCAGCAGGGCUGGAACCGUGGGCACACGAAGGAACACGUUGCAAGGCCGGACGUACCUUCCACCUUCGCGCAGUGGAAGUGUGAGAUUCGAGGAGCCAGGCUCCGUAAGUUCGCAACCUUCUACGCGCCAGCCAUCUCCGACUUUGGUAGAAGGUGUCGAACCAGAGGCGCAGCGACGAGUCGACUCGGCACCGCCAACUGGCGCAUUUGCGACCCCUCGUCAUCAACGAUCUGUAUCAGAACAGGUCAACGGGUACAAACAGUCACCAUCUCGUCUGGCACAACUCGAAAGCGUCAAUGACUACAGCGCUAUGGCUCCCUCUCUGUCAAACGGUCAGGUCAACGGUACAUCCAGAUCUGUUGAUGAACCCGAGAUCUCGGACCCUCCAAGCCCGGACUCAGCUGACUCGCCAUUGGAACCUCGCGACCUUCCUCAAGUUCAAGUUGCACCCACUGCUCCGCCACAGGGUCCUGUAGCGUCUCCUCCUAGUUUCGCUCACGCUCCGGGCCAGAAGCCUCCCGUACAUGUGCAGCACCCAGGCACGAAGCCUGAUGCCCACAUGGACCCAGCAACGUUGCAUCAACUGGCUGACGCAACGAAUACGCCUAUACCCCCGGGAAUCGCUGUCGCUGGUGCCGCUGCUGCAUGGAAGGGUCAGGAUGGCUCGAGUGGUUUGAGAAACGGUAAUGCUGGAAACGAGAUGUAUCAAAAUGACGAUACCAAUCAUCUCUACGCCCAAGGUGCGUACAACAGCCAUUCCGGUUAUUCCGGUAACCGUCUUUCUACUAUUCCUGCGUCACCAUACGUCGAGCAAGAUCAAUUCGUAGGAUCACCUGCCACGUACCAGCCUUCCGGCCCUCCUGUUCCUGAGCAUGUUGAGCUACCGCAACAACAAGGUAACGACGACUAUACUCAAAAUGCAUAUCCUGGUAGCGGAGGGGGCCAACUUCAGCGCAAACCAGUACCAGGUCGGUCAUUGCCCCUACGAGGGGACGACACCCGCUCAACUCGCUCAACAACAAGCUCAAAUCUAGACAGUUUACGAAACGUUGUAAUCGACCCCGAAGCUCUCGACCGCCUAGAGUACACCGACCCUGCGUUGUUGAGGCACGCAAGUCAGUCAAGCAGUCGCUAUAGCCGUGAUGAUGCCAUGUCUACAUCCACGCCGGAUUAUGCUAGCACGAUAAGCGAAGAAGCACAGCCCCAGCAGCCAAACAGGCGAAUGCCAGAUCGACCGCGAAGCGGUAUGCUUAAGUUCGUGGGAAAUCCCGAUCUGAACCCCAAAACGGAGGUGGUGGUUGGUGAUACGCACUACAAGCCAAGCGACAAGCCGCUUCAGGCGACAUCGGACAUUCCAACCAUUGACUUUGGUCCUACAUAUCUCAUGGACCCAAAUGCCAAACGCCCCGGAACCAGUGGUACCAUGACACAAGGUAUGCAUAAUGGCACUUUCUCAGAGGCAAAGGAAAAUCUAGCGCUAUCUGGCGAGCAAAAACGGCAGUCAUAUACCGGAAGAACCACCCCAACCAUGCACAUGCGUACCACAUCGGGCUCACCGCAGAUCUUGGACAAUCGUAGCGUGGCAUGGUCACCCGGUAUGGUGUCCCAGCCCCAAUCAAACAGCCAGAAAUUGGAGGCUGAGGAUUGGGUAGCUCAACGUGCUGCCGUCCCUAACCAAACUAUGACGCCUUCAGCAAACGCUCAUUCUAGAAGCAUGUCCCACACACCGCCUAUAAGUCGAACGCAGUCGGGCGAUUGGUCACAUUACUUUGGCGCAGAGAACAGUCCUGCACGGUCACCAAGCCGUCCGCUCAGCCGACCUUUGUCAAGAGGUGCCGGUCAGCUACUUGAGCAGCGCCCAAUGUCUACACUCAUUGACCAACGUCCGACAUCGCUUAGUGCUCGCGAACAAGAACAAGUCGCUAGGAUCACAAAUACACCUCUUCUCGACCUGUCCAAAAAGAACAAGAAGGAGCAGAAGCCGUCUUCUGCAGGUUUGACUGCAUAUAUCGAUUAUAGGGAGAAAGAGAAGGCCGCCGCCAAGUCCAAUCGUGGUACAUCGGCGGCUAUGCAGACUGAGAUUGAUCGACGUAUGAUGGCUGCGCAACAACGCCAGAUGAUGGAGAUGCAGCAUAUGGGACAGCAAGCACAAAUCGGUCAGCCAAUGGCCAUGACUCCAAGCGGCUAUGCUACGCCAAACAUGAUGGCCACACCGCAAGGAUACCCCCAAGCAUACGCGUACUCGACGCCCCAGCAGAUGCAGCAAAUGUACCAACAGCAAGGUUACUUUCCCCAGCAGAUGACUCCGAUGCCAGGCCCGAUGCCAGGCGGCUGGGGUACGCCGAGCCCGCAGUCGAUGCCCCCGCAGUAUUUCAUGCAGCAGCCUCAGCAGCAGCAGCAGCAGUACCAGCAACAGCCUGCUACGCAGCCGUACGGCGCAAGCUUCGACCAGGCGCAGGCGGCGGCGCGAUAUGCGCACCAGCAGGGACAGCAAAGAAGGCAGUACUAA